This is a messenger RNA of Enhydra lutris kenyoni (northern sea otter), 306 nucleotides long. RefSeq names its product ATPase inhibitor, mitochondrial-like. NCBI's taxonomy places the organism in Eukaryota, Metazoa, Chordata, Mammalia, Carnivora, Mustelidae. Gene Ontology annotation, cellular component: mitochondrion. The transcript has a single exon. Gene Ontology annotation, biological process: negative regulation of ATP-dependent activity. Gene Ontology annotation, molecular function: ATPase inhibitor activity. The record is from RefSeq and is a predicted model, not a curated record.
AUGGCUGUCACAACUUUGGCUGCCCAGGUGCGGCUGGGCAUGUGGGGCAUUAGGGCCAUGUAAACCUGAGGCUUCAGCUUCAAAUGGUAAGACUCCCACAUGGGCUUGGUCUGGAAGGCAGGUGGGGCCUUCAGAAAGAGGGAGCAAGCUGAAGAGGAAGGAUACUCCCCUAAAGAACAACUGACAGCUUUGAAAAAACACCAUGAAGAGGAGAUCACCAGUCAUAUAAAGGAAAUUGAGCCUCUGAAGAAAGAAAUCAAGUGGUGCAAGACAAUCAAACAUCUAAAAAAUGAUGAUGAUGAUUAA